Messenger RNA from Apis laboriosa (Himalayan honeybee), 2385 nucleotides. RefSeq names its product alpha-1,3-mannosyl-glycoprotein 4-beta-N-acetylglucosaminyltransferase B (gene Mgat4a). NCBI's taxonomy places the organism in Eukaryota, Metazoa, Arthropoda, Insecta, Hymenoptera, Apidae. The transcript has 10 exons. Gene Ontology annotation, cellular component: endoplasmic reticulum; Golgi stack; endoplasmic reticulum-Golgi intermediate compartment. Gene Ontology annotation, molecular function: acetylglucosaminyltransferase activity. Bases 657 to 2264 code for a protein of 535 amino acids. Gene Ontology annotation, biological process: protein N-linked glycosylation. The record is from RefSeq and is a predicted model, not a curated record.
AUUUUAUUGUCUUAUUAAAAAUUUUUAUUAGAUAUUUAGAUAUCACUAUUAUUGGUGCUGUUAUCCUUCAAUUUAUUAGUAAAAUAGGUUAUGCUAUAAUAUAAUAUCUGGAAUCAAUGUAAUAAUAUAUCAUAAUAAUUUACACGAUCUUAAUAUAAAAACACGUGAUAUGUCUAAAUAAGAAAGAGAAUGAAAAAAUCGAAUGACGUUAGUACUAAAAUAUAUCAGAACGAAUCAAAUCGAAACGAUCAACUAAAAUUUUAAUUUUAGCAAAAGAAUUUUAGUAAAAUUAUUGAGCAUUAAAAAAUAAUAUAAGCAAUUAAAAAAUAAAAUAAUCAGAUCUUUAAUAUAUAAAAUAAAACAAUUGGAAAAAGUUAAUUUCACAGAUUGAAAUGCUAUUAUCGAUCAAAAAAAAAUAAUUCUAAUUUUCAUCGAAAGAAAUCACCGGUUUAAAAUGUAUACUUUAUAAUCAAUAAUGAUAUUCUUUAAAUUUAGAAAAUCUUAUAAGUUUUGCUUUAUCAUUUUCCGAAGGAGAAUUCAAGACUAUAUAAUAUUUGAUGGUUUCCUAUGCUGUGAAUUUAUAAUGUGAUUAUUGAAAAUUUGUUUUUAUUCCACAAGAUUAUGACUAUAAUCAUGUAGAAUUUAGUAUAAAGAAGAUGAUGCCUCAUUUUGUAGCUCUGACACCCAUAAGAAGAAGAUGUUUAAUCAUACUUUCAAUAAUAUUAGUACCAUGCGCCAUUCUAAAUCUUUUAUCACCAUCAGAGUUGCAUGAAGAAACAAUUUUACAAAAUAGUAUUGCAGAAUUACAAGCUAAAUUGGAACAUUUACAUGCUAAAUAUGUUACAAGUCAAGAAGAAAUAAAUUUGUUAUCACAUCAAUUAUUCCAAUUAAUAGAAAACAAUCACAUUUUGCCAGAUCUUCAAUUUCUACUUAACAAUGCUACAUCAAAUGUGACCAAUAUAAAAUUACCAUCAAUAUAUAAUUUUCUUCCUCAUUUUUUAAAUGAUCCUAAUAGUCUACGACCAGCAUUUGUACAGACUAAAGGUCGUAGUGGAGUUAGUAUGGUCCUGGGUGUUCCAACAGUUAAAAGAGAAAUUCAGAGUUAUUUAAUGGCCACACUUAAGAAUUUAUUGGAUCGUAUGAAUCCUGUGGAAACAGCAGAUACUUUAAUUAUUGUGUUAAUUGCUGAAACAGAUUUGGAAUAUGUAACAUAUGUUGCAAAACAAAUUGAAGUUCAAUUUCCAGUUGAAUUUGAGGCUGGUGUAAUUGAUGUGAUAUCUCCAUCUAUAUCUUAUUAUCCAGAUUUAUCUAAAUUACAUGAUACUUUAGGCGAUGAUCAUCAAAGAGUAAUUUGGAGAUCAAAGCAAAAUUUAGAUUUUGCAUUUCUUAUGUCAUAUGCUCAGACAAAAGGAACAUUUUAUGUACAAUUAGAAGAUGACAUAUUAGCCAAAAAAAAUUUUAUAACAACAAUGAAAUCUUUUGCAUUACAAAAAAUUGCAACUAAAGAAAAUUGGUUUGUUUUGGAUUUUUGUCAAUUGGGAUUUAUUGGAAAAUUAUUUAAAUGCGCAGAAUUGCCAUGGUUGAUUCAAUUUUUUUUAAUGUUUCAUAAUGAUAAACCAGUUGAUUGGUUAUUAGAUCAUUUAGUAUCAACUAAAGUUUGUAGUCUUGAUAAAGAUAGUAAACAUUGUAAAAUGGCUAAAGCAGAAUUAUGGGUUCAUUAUAAACCUUCUCUUUUUCAACAUAUAGGAACACAUUCUUCAUUAAAAGGAAAAGUACAAAAAUUAAAGGAUAAACAAUUUGGAAAAAUAACAUUAUAUUAUGCACAUGAAAAUCCAGAAGCAAUAGUAGAAACACAAAUCAAACCAUACAAACAAUAUACAUUACAAAAAGCCUAUAAAGGUGAAUCAUUUUUUUGGGGUCUUUUGCCACAACCUGGAGACCAUUUAAAAUUUAAAUUUUCUCAUCCUAUUUUUAUAAAAAGGUAUUUAUUUAGAAGUGGCAAUCCUGAACAUCCAUCUGAUAGGUUUUAUAAUACUACAGUAGAAGUAUUUACAAAAAUAUCUGCAUUUAUGAAUAGAAAUAGUAAUGAUAUUACAGAAGACGGUUAUAUUAUUAUAGGGAAAUUUGAUGCACUUGGGAUUGCUCAAGGAACAGUAGAUCCAAAGUUAGGAAAAAUAUCAAUACUUCGUUUAACUGUACACAGUGAAAGUGAAAAUUGGGCUAUUUUAUCGGAGAUUCACAUAGUUGAAGAUCAUCCUAGUUGACCUUCAGAAAAAAUAUUUCGAAAAUUUUUUCGACAUUAUUCACAGGGAUAAAAAAGAUAAGUUAAUUAUUAAAUUAUUUUUAGUUUUAUUUUUAUGUCAUUGUGUUUUGAUAGAUUAUAAA